AUGGGGAAGCACGCCUACGGCCCGCCGAGCGACAUGGACCCGGAGACGACGAUCUGCAUGCGCAAGAUCUUCGAGGCCAUCGAGGACGCGCGGCUGCGCGGGGAGAGCGACACGUCGUCCCUCCACUACAAGCGACAUACGAAGCUCAAGGCGAAGAACGCGCUGAGCCACAGCCAGUCCGUGGACUCCAUCGAGUCCUUCGGGUCCCGGCCCGAGUUCGUCGUGCGCGGGUUGGGCACGACGGCGGACGUGCCCGAGGGCCUCGACGCGAUGCUGAGCCCGCCCAAGUCGAGCAAGAAGAAGAAGCGCAAGAAGCGACGGAAGCGCGGGGGCAUGUCCGCCGCGUCGAGCCUCGGGAGCGCCGGCUUCUCCUCGGACCUGAGCGACGCGGAGCCCGAGUACGCGGAGGUCGAGCUCUACGCGCUCGACGACGGCGUCCGCUGCGUCGCCUACGAGCUCCUGCGCGACGGCCGGCCGACGAACAUCGUGCGGGUCGUGGUCUACGACGAGAAGAACACGAGCCGCUGCAAGGACCUGACGCCCGAGUCCUACGGCACGACGGGCUACGCGCCGCUCGACGAGCUCAUCGACGACGAGAAGGCCGCGCUCGCGGCCCUGCUCUGCUCCAUGGUCGGCAACGGGUCCCUCGACGACCUCCCGCGGCCCUACACGCCGGGGGCCCAACUCGGGCCCGCGCCGCGGCCGAGCUCGCCCGUGACGGCCAGCAUCCUCGCGGACUCGAUCUGCUGCUACGUCGCCGCCGUCGUCGCCCUCGACUACUCCGUCGCCUCGACGCUCUCCCAGUGCUCCAUGCUCGUCACGGGCGCCUGGGGCAUCCUGCUCUACGACGAGCUCGGCGGCGACGCGCGGCGCCUCGCGCUCUACGCGACGGGCGCGUCGGUCGUCGUCGCCGGCGCGGGCGUCGUCUCCUACUACGGCACGACGGAGUAG
This is a messenger RNA of Aureococcus anophagefferens, 951 nucleotides long. RefSeq lists its product as hypothetical. Lineage: Eukaryota; Pelagophyceae; Pelagomonadales; Pelagomonadaceae. Bases 1 to 951 code for a protein of 316 amino acids. The transcript is spliced from 2 exons. The record is from RefSeq and is a predicted model, not a curated record.